AUGUCUAUGCUAGGCAAUAGUUGGACAGACUCAGGGAUCACCAAUAUUGUGAAGGCCACUCGGUUCAUGACAUGCGGAAGAUGGAUAACGUCCACUUGGUUAAUUUUGUUCGAGCUGACCCUAAAAGGAAAAAAUGCAUUUGAAACAGCAUAUGAUAUAGCUAUGGCAACUGACUUGAAAUCCUAUGCAAAGAAGUUUGUUGUUAUCCAACCUGGUGAUUGGCCAUGUCAAUUUUACUGCAGGCAGGUGGUGUACCAGCAAACCUAUAAUGUGCAAAAGAAGAAAACCUUCAAAACAGCAGCAAGAAAGGCAAACCCUCUCUCUGCAAAACCUAUUCCAUCAAUCAACAUACCUGAUCAUGAAUACUGCUUCAAUAUCCCACACUCCCCAACUGUUGCUGAACAACAAACCACAUCUCUUUUGCAACCAAAUUCUCCAUUUAGUUCUUUUGCUCCAAUGAUGGGUCCCCUGCACAUCUCCCUCGAUAGUAAGGAACAUGUGUUUUUGACAUUCUGGCCAUUCUUUCAGCGAUGCCACGAGGAUCUGUUUCCAAAUUGCAAACUACCUGAAAAACCAAGACCUUGGCGUAUUAAUUUACUUCUGGAACUUGUUUAUGGAGGAUGGCUUUUAGUCUGUUCAACAACUUUAAAAACAUUUUCCAAGUCAAAAGAUCUUCAAUAUGGCACUCUGCUCAAUCUCCUGGACAAUUACAUACCACUGGUUUUGUCCAUAUACUCUGUCACAUUCAAAUCAAACAAUUUUAACGAAUACUUUAAUGCCAUGACGUAUUUGGGUUAUGUUUGUGUGUUGAAACGCCGCCAAAACAACCAAACUGUCCAUAAUUGUAUGGAUGAUCAAUCAUUGGGGAAGGCAUUUUCCUAA
Paramuricea clavata is the source of this 882-nucleotide messenger RNA. The record is from the annotation of a GenBank genome assembly. NCBI's taxonomy places the organism in Eukaryota, Metazoa, Cnidaria, Anthozoa, Malacalcyonacea, Plexauridae.